Molecule: messenger RNA, 742 nt
Organism: Arabidopsis arenosa
Lineage: Eukaryota; Viridiplantae; Streptophyta; Magnoliopsida; Brassicales; Brassicaceae
Source: the annotation of a GenBank genome assembly
CUUCGAUUUGAUCUUCCUUCAAUGGCUGUCGUCGGCGCUCCGAUAUCGUCUCCGGCGACUCACCUGCAAACAAGAUUUAUCUCCAAUCCCAUUCUCCCUCGCUUUCGCCGGUCUUUCUCCACCGGGAAAUCACCAGCAACUUUCUCCGUCGUCGCUAUGGCUCCCCAGAAAAAGGUGAACAAGUAUGACGCCAAGUGGAAGAAACAGUGGUACGGAGCUGGAUUGUUCUUCGAAGGGAGUGAGCAAAUAAACGUCGACGUGUUCAAGAAGUUGGAGAAGCGAAAAGUUCUGAGCAACGUUGAGAAAUCUGGCCUGCUCUCAAAAGCAGAGGAGUUGGGACUCACAUUGUCAUCUCUUGAGAAGCUUAAAGUCUUCUCCAAAGCAGAGGAUCUUGGUCUUCUCAGUCUUCUUGAAAACUUAGCCGGAACAUCCCCUGCGGUCUUAGCCUCGGCUGCAUUACCGGCUCUCACGGCUGCUAUUGUAGCCGUGGUGUUGAUCCCGGAUGACUCAACUACUCUGGUGGUUGCUCAGGCGGUUUUGGCCAGUGCUCUUGCGCUUACAGGCGUUGUUUUGUUGGUUGGAUCUGUUGUUUUGGAUGGACUUCAAGAAGCUGACUGAUUCUUUCUUUGUAAACCAAACAUAAAAAAACCAUUUGUCCAAUUGAUUUUUGUCAGUUGUUGAUACUAUAGCUGUAUGGUUAGUCCAAGACAUAAGCUGAGUGAUAUAAAAACAAAAUCUAAGU